Molecule: messenger RNA, 804 nt
Organism: Serendipita indica DSM 11827
Lineage: Eukaryota; Fungi; Basidiomycota; Agaricomycetes; Sebacinales; Serendipitaceae
Source: the annotation of a GenBank genome assembly
AUGUCUCUCCGUCACCAAUAUCACGCCCAAUGCGACCAAAAUACCGCACAUUUCGCGACCACUCGGUCGUCCUCGCGGUGUAGCACGCCGUCGCUGCCCUCACCGCCCUCUCCACUCUUCACGGGCGCUCUCGACCAGGUGUUUGGAGCCCAAAACCCAUACAUUGAUCCUCUUCUUUUCGGAGGGUCGAUUGACAAUGCCACAUUGUAUGAGGCUACGGCGUUUGUCCAUCCCAUGGACCUUCACAGUCUCCCCGACCCAAAUUUUGGCUGCAUAAUUCCACCAGACUUGCAUUUUGCCAGUCCCAUGGUACAGCAGACCUUUGAUCCACAACCGCCUCAGACUCUCGAGGUGACCUAUAUCACCAGCACAAGCGACACUAUGCAGCCGUUGCCGCAGCAAUCGUACUCUGUCGACUUGCCCAAGAGGAAAGGGGACCGUGCGCUCGCUCGAUUACAUCGCUCCGCAGUAGACCCGGAUCGUCAUUGGGCAUGUGACAAAUGCAUUCAGAAGUUUUCUCGCAAGUCAGAUUUGACGAGACAUCUCAAACGGCACUCGGGCAUCAAGGACUACCCUUGCACGAAUCCGGCCUGCCCAUUGCCCCCAGCGGAGCGUGCCUUCUUCCGAGCUGAUGCUCGUCGACGGCACUGGAGUCGCAGCCCAGCUUGUGAGUCUGAGUUUUACAAGACGCCCGAAGGGGUAGCCUGGAUAAAGAAGAAUAGUAACAGGCGUGGUGUUCUCAUAUAUCAAGAAGAGCCCAACGACGACAACAGCGACGGUAGCGACUCACCCUACGCCGAAUGA